UUUGUCUGCGUUGUUUGCUGUUAAUAUGCUUAAGUUCGCGACUUAUUUUUCCUUCGCAUUCCUUUCAUUGGGUCUGUAUGGAUCCGUGGCAGAAGGUCAGGGUGAAGGCCGAUCUGUAUGCCUACUUCACGACCCGCCAAAUCAGUGUGGAGAAUUCUGCCUGGAGGCCCUGAAACCAAUGCUCGAUCACAUAGCUUUCCACCAGAAGGAGUGGAUCGCCUGCGGAACCCAGAAUGAGACCCAGACAAAGUUGGAUAAAAUCGAGGACUACCUACUCAAACUUCAGGAAUCUCUGGAGAAAAAGGAGGCUACCUGGAAAAAUAUAAUUGAUCGACUUGAGAAGCAAUUGACAGACCUGCAGGAACCACAAUCAAAAGCGAAGAAUUCUGUGUUAUCUUUCCUGUUCCAACGGAUUGGGGGACGAUUAUUUUACAUUGAAAAUGCAAUUCGUCGGACCUGGAAUGAAUCUGAAGAAUCCUGCCGGACGAUGGGCGGUCACCUUGCGACUAUCCAAAAUAAUGUAGAACUAACUGCCAUUGUCGAAAAGCUGGAGAGGAGUACUAGCUACUGGCUGGGCGUCACCGACGUCGUCAAGGAGGGGGAGUUUGUCUCGGUCGCCUCUGGGAAACCCACAUCCUUUUUCAAGUGGAGGAGCGGUCAACCCAACAACUUACAUGGCAAUGAUCACUGUGUGGAUAUCUAUAAUGGCGAUAUGUAUGACAGCGAAUGUAAAGAGCCCGAAUUUUAUAUUUGCGAGGCGUUGGGAUAAGUAAAAUUAUAAUACUUUUUAAUGCACUAAUUAAAAUAAUGAUCCAUCUGUUAAAGAAUGGCAAUGUGGAAAUUAAUAAAACAACGUAACAUAAACUAUAUAAGCGAAAUUAUUGCUGUUUUAAUAAGUAUUUCAAGAAUUUGUCGUAUCUUUUGCAACUAAAGCAAGCCCGAAAAAAAACACAACACAUAUUAAAGUGAACACCUUUCAGUAUAAAA
Messenger RNA from Drosophila subpulchrella, 987 nucleotides. Its product is annotated as accessory gland protein Acp29AB-like. The transcript has a single exon. Lineage: Eukaryota; Metazoa; Arthropoda; Insecta; Diptera; Drosophilidae. Gene Ontology annotation, molecular function: signaling receptor activity. The coding region runs from base 26 to 769 and encodes 247 amino acids. The record is from RefSeq and is a predicted model, not a curated record.